UGAAAUGUAUUUGCGUAACACCGUCAGUUUCUGUAAUAUAUGUAAGAGGCAGGAGAGUUAUUUUUCUGUUGUAGCCUAAAGAUUGCUGUAUUGCCACGCGUGUUAUUUUUCAAUAUGAUACACUCACCUAGCAAGGCGGACAGGAACUGUAUUCAUUUCCUGAUUGUUCAGUGUGUAUACAAUCCACCACAAGCGCAUGUCCUGUUUUGAUAAUGUAGAAACAUCGUAUUACAGAAAAUGGAGGCAUCUACUUUGUGGUUGGCAUUUGUUAUCAUCUUCACAAGGCUGAAUAUUUCCAACACAUCAGUCAACACAAGCCGGGAUCCAUCUGUCAAAAGCACUGCGCAAAGUUCAUCCUAUAGUUUGUCUUCAACGAGUGACAAAGCAGUGGACGGUUGUACUAGCCAGAGAUACAGUUCCGGAUGUUGUAUACAUACCUCAACAAGCAAUAGCAUCACGGAGGCAUGGUGGCAGAUCGAUCUCGACAAUCAGACCGUUAUAGAUUACAUCACAAUUUACUACAGGAAUGAAGGUUCUACAGAGCAGAAAACGCGAUUCGGAGGGUACAAUAUAUACCUGUCGAACACAACAGACACCUAUAGUCUUUGUUAUCAGGACACGACAUCUUCUCUAACCUCUGUGGAUUUGAAUCCAACAAUAACAUCAUGUACAGGUAGUACCCGAUACUUAACCAUCUACAUAGACCGUCGGACACGAGCCUACAAUUGGUACUCAUCCACUCCUAUAAUGGAACUAUGUGAAGUCCAAGUAUACGGUUGUCCACAGGGAACAUUUGGUAAUGGUAAUUGUGAUUUAAACUGUGAUUCCACAUGUGUAAACAGCCUCUGUGACCCAACAACUGGUGAAUGUACAUACUGCGAAGCUGGAUCAUAUAAAUUGGACCUUGUCUGUAGCCCUUGUCCUACAAACUGUAACACUCAAACUUGUGAUGUAGACACUGGAGGAUGCACAGCGUGCGUCGCUGGUUUCUAUGGCAGCCACUGUGACCUACUAUGCCCGGUAAACUGUAAAAACAACAUAUGUGUGCAGGAAAUUGGUCAAUGUGAAGCGUGCGUCGCUGGUUACUAUGGCAGCCGAUGUGACGUGCCAUGCCCAGUAAACUGUAAAGACAACCUAUGCGUGCAGGAAAAUGGACAAUGUGAAGAUUGCAAUGAUGGUUUCUAUGGACUUUUCUGCUAUGCCUGCUCAGCUGGUUGCAGAACCCUAGUCUGUGACAAAACAACUGGCUACUGCAGCCCGUGUUUCAAUGGGUUCUUUGGGAUUAGUUGUAAUCAGACAUGUGCAUUCAACUGUAAAGACAGCAUAUGCAUACAGAAUGUUGGGACAUGUGAAGGCUGUAAUAAUGGCUUCUAUGGUGGUUUCUGUACCCUGUCUUGUUCUUCAAACUGUAACGACAGCACGUGUAGCCAGUAUAGUGGAGACUGCGAUGAAUGCGUUUCGGGAUAUCAUAGCAGUACGUGCAAUCAACUGUGUCCUACUAAUUGCAAAGACGGCAUAUGUGUUCAACACGACGGGUUAUGUUUAGGGUGUAACCAAGGAUACCACGGCGAUGUAUGUACGCAGGUUUGUCCGUUGCACUGUAAAGACAACACAUGCAUCCAGGAAAAUGGGCUCUGUGAUGAAUGUGAUUCCGGUUACUAUGGCACCGGUUGUGACAAGAUAUGCCCUAGCAACUGUCAACAUGCACUGUGUGACAGAAGUACUGGAGAAUGCCUAGAAUGUGCUGUUGGAACUUAUGGGGAACUGUGUCUGCUCGACUGUUCAACCCAAUGCAAAGGCGGGACAUGCGGUCGGCUGAAUGGCUAUUGUGAUGACUGUGAAGCAGGUAGUUUUGGGAUUUACUGUGAAGUUGCUUGUCCUGAUUUUUGCAGCAGUGUUGGUUGCGAAAAGGAGACUGGAUUAUGUAUUGGUUGCACACCUGGGUAUUUUGGACACAACUGUCAGGAGACAUGUGGUCAGUGCAGUGGGGUGUCGUGCGAUAUGAAAGAUGGAGCAUGUGGGUGCAUUGCUGGCUGGGAAGGAGAUACUUGCAAUACAAGAACUCCGGUUUCCACAGAAGAUCACACCUGGAAAUAUGCUGGAGGCGGUAUUGGAGCUGUUGUUGUGAUUACUCUUGUGAUAAUUAUAGCAGUCAUCGUGCUCAGAAGGAGACGAGAAGUAUCGUACACGAAGAAUCCUCCUGAAAUGAAUGCAUCUGACAACACAGAAAUGACGCCAGUCAUGGUAUCAAAACAACCUAUAAACCAUCAACCGAAACCGAAACCACCAAGCAAACCUGCUACGGAUAAGGAUGAAAGUGCGUACUCGAACACGAAUGACAUGGCCAUUAAAAUUGACGAGGAAGUCGCGUAUAACAAUGUUGGCGUUACCGGUGUGUCUAUACAGGAAAUGCGGUCAAUCAUCGACAGCAAAAUGGCGAAUAAUGCGCUAGCUUUUCAGGAGGAAUUUAAGACAUUCCCAAUGGGAGCGGUGUAUCCUUAUGAUGCCGGUAAAAAACCAUCAAACAAAGCAAGGAACAGAUUCAAGAAUACAUUGCCCUAUGACCAUUCGAGGGUUAUGCUGGAGACAAUCAAUGGCAAUAUCGAUUCUGGCUACAUAAACGCAAAUUACAUCGAUAGUAUUGAUAAAACAAGCAUUUAUAUUGCAAGUCAAGGACCAAAGCCCAUCACCCGAGACGACUUUUGGAGGAUGGUUUGGCAGGUCAAUUCCGGAAAGGUUGUAAUGCUGACAAAUCUCGUGGAGGGCCGGAAGACAAAAUGUCACAAAUAUUGGCCAGAUGAAGGAGAGCCGCUUGAUACACAUACAUUUAAGCUUAAACUUGAGAGGGAACGGACAUAUGCUUUUUAUGUUAUACGUAACAUUUCAAUAUUCUAUAAAAAGACGAAACAAGAACGCCAGGUCACCCAGUUCCACUUUACGACGUGGCCGGACCACGGAACUCCGGAUACUCUGGAGCUUGUCCUAUUUCACCGCCGUGUGACUUCAUACAGGACACACCUAACCGGUCAGAUGGUCGUUCACUGCAGCGCUGGCAUUGGAAGGACGGGCACUUUCAUCGGCUUAGAUGCACUUCUUACUCACUGGAAGAAAACAGAACAGAUCGACAUUCCUGGCUACCUCAGGACCAUGCGAAAGGGUCGAAUGGACAUGGUUCAAACAUAUAAACAGUACAUCGCUUUACACGAGUUACUUGUCGAAGGAUUCAGUUUACAAGAUACACUUAUUUCCCGGACAAAUUUCCGUGGUAACUUAUCAAAACUGUGCCCUAAGGACAAACCGGCUAAUCAGACAAAGAUGUUCCAAGAAUUUGAGGUGUUGCAGAAAUGUAAUCCCAAGUUCACUGCUAGCUACUUCAUGGCGGCACUGAAGAAAGAAAACAAAGACAAGAAUCGGGAUCUGGACAUACUUGCUGCGGACAUGUUCAGACCAUUUCUGCAGUCACAGCUUCCCAAUAGGACAGACUACAUCAAUGCUGUUAUGAUUCAGUCGUACACAUCAAAAUCUGGGUAUCUGAUGACACAGUUUCCUCUAGAGGACACCGUGGAUGAUUUCUGGGCGAUGGUGUGUGACUACAGUUGUACAAACAUCAUUAUCAUAGGACAACCAUCGACUGAGCACUGGCUGCAGGAUGAUACUAACGCUGCGAAAAGAAGAGCAUUCUCAGUGAAAAAACUUCAAGAAGUAUCCACGAACUCGGAUGUGACUGUCAACGAUUACCAACUAUUAGGCUUACGGUCAAGUAGUGCAACUACGGUCCGGAUUUUCACCAUGACAAAGUGGUCAUCGAACUCCUCGUCACCUUCAUCCGACUCGUCUCUCCUACAACUCCUUGAACAGCUAGACAGAAGACGACGGUCAGACAACACCAUUCCUGUGGUAGUCACGUGUCGGGACGGAUGCACACAGAGUGGACUGUUCUGUUGUAUAUCCAAUAUCAGAGAUCAAAUGAAGAUGGACGAGGAGGUGGACAUAUUCCAAACAGCAAACCAGUUAAAAAAGCGGCGACCAGAAGUCAUUGGAAAUGUGAAACAAUACCAGUACUGCUACGACAUCUUGGGACAAUACGUGGAUUCUACCGAUGUUUACGUCAAUUGAAUAUAACCCAAUACAGUAUGAGUAUACAUAGGAAUAACAAUUAUCCUCCAAGAACGUAUGCAGCAAUGAAAUACGACUCAUUAUGAGCGUUAAUUAACACCGGUAUGAUACCUGGAUUCCACCAACGUGUACAUCAACUGAACAGAAUUCAAUAUGAGUAUUACUAUAUUAACGCUUGGACCUCGUGGAUAUGUUCAUCGACGAAACGUAACUCGCUUUAAAUGUAAUGCUCGAUAGGGACGAUCUCUGGGGGCCAUCAACGUAUCAAUGUAUGGACUCGAGACCCACAUAUAACAUGUACAUCACACGAGCCCAGCAUUACAGAAGCAACCUUAAUAUCCCAUAAUUGCGUGCAUCAACGAAAUACAACUCAAUCUGAGUGUUACAUGCGAACAAUAUAGGAAGUUUAUCAACGUUAACAUUUACUUAUAACGGAACCAAAAUGUGCAAUACCCAGGACGGUACUAAUAUAAUACAACAGUCUGGAAAUAUAUAAUGUUACAAUGGGGGGGGGGGGGGGGAAACUAUGACUACAAUGUCAUCCUAAUAAUAAACAAUUAAAGCAACUAUUGCUGCAUUUCCCACUUGACAUUGUAUGUGGUUACUUACAGUUCGGAGUAACCGAACCAAAAGUGCUUCCUGCUACUAUUAACCAUGUCGACCCGGCAUCACCCAGUAUUUAGUUUACCAAUAUAAAAUAAACACUGAUGGCAAAUGGGUGAACAUAUGAUGAUUUAAAGUUACAAAUUGUUUAUUUAAAAUUAUGGUUUUUAAUAUAUGACAUUUUUCAUUCAAACGUUCGCACUUUAAUAUGUAGAUUUUUAUUAUUACAAAUAAGAAAGUUAGAGAAAUACAUCUAUGUCGAUGUUAACAGCAUCUGAGAGUUAUCUAAAUCGACUGAUAUACUGGCUGUUUUUUGUGUUUUAAACAGUUGUGUUUGUUCGUUAUAAUUAAAUCAAUGUGUUAAUGUAAAAGAAUAUUUUGAUACAAAACAGGAACAGAGUUUUCAAAAAUUGCGUAAAAACAUCUGCCAGCUCACUAGAAUUUGAGACGUAUACUAUAUUAGCGGAAAAAAAGAAACUGCGCAUGCCUAAAAUGUGUUAUAAAAAUAAAUGUGUAUGACGUAGAACAACAAGG
Molecule: messenger RNA, 5253 nt
Organism: Mizuhopecten yessoensis (Yesso scallop)
Lineage: Eukaryota; Metazoa; Mollusca; Bivalvia; Pectinida; Pectinidae
Product: receptor-type tyrosine-protein phosphatase kappa-like
Exons: 34
Coding region: 238-4116 (1292 amino acids)
Biological process (GO): protein dephosphorylation
Molecular function (GO): protein tyrosine phosphatase activity
Source: RefSeq, a predicted model, not a curated record